Messenger RNA from Kickxella alabastrina, 1711 nucleotides. RefSeq names its product concanavalin A-like lectin/glucanase domain-containing protein. Gene Ontology annotation, molecular function: hydrolase activity, hydrolyzing O-glycosyl compounds. Lineage: Eukaryota; Fungi; Kickxellomycota; Kickxellomycetes; Kickxellales; Kickxellaceae. Gene Ontology annotation, biological process: carbohydrate metabolic process. The coding region runs from base 255 to 1619 and encodes 454 amino acids. The transcript has 2 exons. The record is from RefSeq and is a predicted model, not a curated record.
GUUCCACCAGUCUACUCUGCUCUUUCAUUUCUAUAUUUAUAUCUUUGAGCCCAAGCUUCCCAGCGUGCUUUUAAAAAUAACUCCUCCUUCUCUUCUCUUUCCUCCGUUUUUCCUUUUAAUACACCCACGCCCUGUUCUCCAAUUACCUUUCUCCUUUUUAUUAUCCUUUCUUCCACUCGCCCUCUUAUACCCUUUUAUUACGAAGUGUUAUCGCGCGCGUACACACAUCCUAGCACCCGGCUUUAAUACCAAUCAUGAAGAACUUCACAAUCUCGGCCCUUGCCCUCGCAGCGCUGCUGCAAACCGCCAUGGCCGCCGGCCAGUGCGGCUCCCAGUCCUGCGGCAAGGACUCGCCUUGCUGCGUCAGAGGCUACUGCAACUCCAAUGCCAUGUACUGCAGCCCCUUCAACUGCGAGGCGGGCAACUCGUACUCGGAGAGCAGCUGCUGGGACACCGCUCACUGCGUGCAGAGCAGCGUGAACUUUGCCAGCGGCAACGCCUUCGCCCAGAUCGCCGACUACAACGGCGACCCGUCGACGGCUGCGUUUUUGUCCCAGUUCGAGCCCUCCAACGCCAAGCAGAACAACGGCGAGCUGGAGCUCACGCUGGUCAAGCAGGCUGAUGGCAAGGGCUUUGGUGCCACGGUCAUGAACACCCGUGCCUUCCAGUACGGUACCGUUGAGGCUGUCAUGCGCUCGGGCUCCUCGGGCGGCGGUGUUGUGUCGUCGUUCAUCAUCCGUAACGAUAAGGUCGGUGACGAGAUUGACUUUGAGUUUGUUGGCGCCAACAAGGGAUCCGUAGAGUCCAACUUCUACUGGCACGACCAGCUGGACUACACCAAAAUGGUCAAGUCGCCUGCACUGCCCGACACCACCACUAACUACCACUCGUACGCCAUCCAAUGGACCCCCGACAAGAUUGUCUGGCUGGUCAACGGCAACGCCUUCCGCACGGUCAACCGCGCCGACACCUGGGACUCGGCCUCGAACACCUUCAAGUACCCCGACUCCGAGUCCUACGUCAGCUUCUCGAUCUGGGAUGGUGGCUCCGGCGCCAAGGGCACUUCGGACUGGGCCGGCGGCCUUAUCCAGUGGGGCAACCAGCCCUUCACCAUGGCCGUCAAGUCCAUCAACAUUGACUGCUACUACAAGGGCAAUGAAACUACCUACACUCCUCCGACCAGCGGCAACAAUGGCGGCGACGGCGAGAGUACCGACGGCGAGAGCACCGACGGCGAGAGCAACACCAGCAAGGGUGAUGAGAGCAGCACUGCUGACAACACUGACGAUGACAGCUCGUCAGAGGUCAACAAUGAUGAUGAGUCCUCCGAGGAAGAGGAGGAGGAGUCGUCCGUGAAGUCUAGCUCUUCCAAGACCAGCUCCACCAAGACCAGCAGCAUAAAGUCCGCUAGCCAUGACGAGGACGAGAGCAGCGAGGCUGACGACGAAGAGUCUCGGAUCAGCGGUGAUGUCGAGGAGCAGAAUGACGACGAUGAGAACUCCAAGAGCAGCAUCAAGGCUGGAGCCUCCUUCGUGAGGUCUAGCUCCAGCGAUGCGCGUACCCUUGUUGCUUCGUUCGGCGGCAUGACCGCUGCCCUGAUCGCCGCUUGCUUGUUCUAAGCGCUUUGCUAACCGUCUUUUAAUUUCAUUUUUUUACUUUUAUCGUUUGCUUGUUCGCUUUGUUUCUGAUAAUUGAUGCUGCCCAUCUUUUU